AUGAUUUCCGUCAAAGGUUUCCUUACAGCUCUGCUUCUUCAAGCAUCUGCUGGAUAUAGUAGUCCAAUUGCUGCAGUUGAGAAGCGAGCUUCUGGCUUUCUUAACAAGGUUUACUUUGUCAACUGGGGUAUCUAUGGGCGAAACUACCAGCCAGCACAGCUCCCAGCUUCGCAAAUCAACCAUGUUCUCUAUUCGUUCGCGAAUCUAAGGUCUGAUGGGACUGUAUAUGCGUCAGAUACUUACGCCGACUUGGAAAAGCACUACGAUGGCGACUCAUGGAACGAUGUUGGAACCAAUGCCUAUGGCUGCGUAAAACAGCUGUACUUGUUGAAAAAGGCCAACAGACACCUCAAGGUGCUCCUUAGUAUCGGUGGUUGGACUUACUCUUCCAACUUCGCGGGCGCAGCCAGCACGGACGCGACAAGGAAGACUUUUGCCCAGACCGCAGUGACUCUUAUCAAGGACUGGGGUUUCGAUGGUAUUGACAUCGAUUGGGAAUAUCCCGCCGAUGAUACCCAGGCUAGCAACUUUGUUGAACUCCUAAAGGCCGUCCGAUCUGAGCUUGACUCUUACUCAGCUCAAUAUGCUAACGGCUACCAUUUCCUUCUCACUGCUGCAGUGCCUGCCGGCCCGGCAAACUACCAGAAACUACACCUUAAAGAUAUGGCACCGUUGCUUGACCAAUUCAACCUUAUGGCUUAUGACUACGCCGGCUCUUGGGACACUACCUCUGGUCAUCAGGCGAACUUAUACCCCAACCCUCAAAACCCGGUCUCUACACCAUUUUCAACUGAUGCAGCUCUCUCUGCCUAUAUCAAUGCCGGUGUUCCGAGUAAUAAGUUGGUCCUUGGACUACCCUUGUACGGCCGCGCGUUUGACGCAACGGAUGGUAUUGGCAAGCCUUAUAGUGGUGUUGGUCAAGGCUCGUGGGAAGCUGGUGUCUAUGAUUAUAAGGUUCUACCCCGAGCUGGAGCGCAAGAAAUUUACGACGACGCGGCUGGCGCAACUUACAGUUAUGAUAGUUCGGCUAGGGAGCUAAUCAGCUACGACAAUGUCGACAUGAUCAAGAAGAAGAUUUCCUACGCCCAGAGCAAGAGUUUAGGUGGCUCGAUGUUUUGGGAAGCUUCGGGUGAUCGAACAGACAGCGGCAGUUUGAUCGCAGCCGCGUACAACGCUCAAGGAGGAUCGGGCGCCCUUGACAGUUCAGAGAACCUCCUCAGCUACCCCAACAGCCAGUAUAACAAUAUCAAGAACAACCUGAACUAG
Messenger RNA from Daldinia caldariorum, 1266 nucleotides. Its product is annotated as glycoside hydrolase family 18 protein. Gene Ontology annotation, cellular component: extracellular region. NCBI's taxonomy places the organism in Eukaryota, Fungi, Ascomycota, Sordariomycetes, Xylariales, Hypoxylaceae. The record is from RefSeq and is a predicted model, not a curated record. The transcript has 4 exons. Bases 1 to 1266 code for a protein of 421 amino acids. Gene Ontology annotation, molecular function: chitin binding; chitinase activity. Gene Ontology annotation, biological process: carbohydrate metabolic process; chitin catabolic process.